Cyprinus carpio (common carp) is the source of this 1916-nucleotide messenger RNA. Its product is annotated as beta-1,3-N-acetylglucosaminyltransferase lunatic fringe. Gene Ontology annotation, biological process: regulation of Notch signaling pathway; pattern specification process. NCBI's taxonomy places the organism in Eukaryota, Metazoa, Chordata, Actinopteri, Cypriniformes, Cyprinidae. Gene Ontology annotation, molecular function: O-fucosylpeptide 3-beta-N-acetylglucosaminyltransferase activity. Gene Ontology annotation, cellular component: Golgi membrane. The record is from RefSeq and is a predicted model, not a curated record.
UGAGGAGACUCAGCGUUACUAUGGUACAGUCGGGCGACACGCAUGUUUUUUUUUGUAGCCUAUUUGGGUUUUUUUUAGAGUAGGCUAUUGAAGGGAGAUUUGGAUUAAUGCUUUGUAUAUCACAAAAAGAACGUGCUUAGAGUUUGAUAAACAUGUCGAACACGUAUGGCAGGAAAGCUGUGCUCUCCCUCGCGGGAGCGACCGUCACCUGUCUUGCGCUACUGUUAUUUCUGUGGCAGCAUCAGCGGAUUCAUACGGACGGGAUGCAGAACGAGAGUGAGGUCGGCUUGCGCUCGCUCCAGAGUCUGGGGGAAUCGGAGGCUGAUGACGGAGCUCAGCCUGAGCAGAAUGGAAAGAAAGGAUUCUCUGCCUAUUUUUCAAAGCUGACCCGCAGCAGGAGGGAGGCGGAUAAGCCCAGCGAGGCGUCCGGAGCGACGACAGACGCGCCGCCUGCUGAGGACAUAAGCGCGGAUGACAUCUUCAUCGCAGUGAAGACCACUAAGAAGUUUCACCGGUCCAGACUGGAUCUACUGCUGGACACCUGGAUAUCCAGAAACAUGCAGCAGACAUACAUCUUCACGGAUGGCGAAGAUGAGGAACUGAAGAAGAAAAUCGGAAGCCAUGCUAUCAACACCAACUGCUCUGCUGCCCACAGCCGCCAGGCUCUGUCCUGCAAGAUGGCAGUUGAGUACGACAAGUUCAUUGAGGCUGGAAAAAAGUGGUUCUGUCAUGUGGAUGAUGACAACUAUGUGAACAUGAAGACACUGGUGAAGUUGCUGUCCAACUACCCUCACACUCAGGACAUGUACAUUGGCAAACCCAGCCUGGACAGGCCGAUUGAGGCCACAGAAAGACUUGGGGACAACAAGAUGAGACCUGUCAAUUUCUGGUUUUUUUUUGUAUUUGAAGGUUUUUUUUUCAGCCGUGGGCUAGCUUUGAAGAUGAGCCCUUGGGCAAGUGGUGGCCAUUUCAUGAACACUGCCGAGAAGAUCCGUCUUCCUGAUGACUGUACCAUCGGCUACAUCAUCGAGUCAGUUCUUGGGGUCCCUUUGACCCGAAGCAGCUUGUUCCACUCUCACUUGGAGAACCUGCAACUGGUGUCCAAAUCAGAAGUACACAAACAGAUUACAUUGAGUUACGGAAUGUUUGAAAACAAGAGGAAUAUCAUCAACAUGAAAGGGGCUUUAUCUGUUGAGGAGGACCCAUCCAGGUUUAAGUCAGUGCACUGUCUGCUGUACCCAGACACUCCGUGGUGCCCUCCUCAGGUUACCUAUUAGGGUGACCGGCUCCUCUGUUGUAUCCUCGUCCCUCAUUGCCUCGGUAUCUGAAAGGCAUGAGGGACCAGUGUGGUAUUGGGCCGUGUGGCUGCUGCAUUUACUCUGCAGUGGGCACACGGCUUUCUGUGGUUAUACAGGGCUGCUGUGCGGCCCGCCUUUAAACAGUUCCUUCCUGCCUGGUGCCUGAGCUUCGUGUUCAACUCAGACAUUACGAAGGGCCUGGCUGUCAGAAGGAUGCUUUCAGCUCCAAGCUUUGCAGGCAAUCAAUUGUGCUUUAUGUGAUUACUGUUGCUUGUAUCUCAUUUGCAAUUCUCAUAGAAUGUAACUGUCUAGCAUACCCAAGCCUUUUGCCAGCUUUAUAUGCUUAGUUUUAAAUUCUAAUCAGCAAAUUAGUGCAUACUUUAUAUUUUAUUCUCUCCAAAUGCCGUUCAGGAUGUUCUUUCCCUCAGGUUUGAUUUAGUGAUUGAAUUCUUUCAAAUAUUCGAAGGAAAUAAGUACAGUGGGUGCUUUAUUAUCUAGUUCUAAAGGACUCCGGACAAAAUUAAUGACAUGAAGGUCCAUUUUUUUGCGAACUGAUUUCUUUGAUGUCAGUGUUAUUAUAAUUAUUAUUGCUAUUAUGACAUUUUGUGCUGGCAAUAG